UUGCCAGGGAAUAAAACUAAUUUAAUAUUGUAUUAUGAAUUUAUUAAAAAUAUUUUCUUUGUUUCACGAAUAAAUUACUUACGUAAAAUAAAAUGAUUUUCUCAUAGAUAUUAUCAGGAUAACAGAAAGUGAAAAUAUGGAAUUAAAUCCGGAAAAAUUCUUUAUCAAUCUUCAAAAUGUACUACAGACCAGACCAAGUUUGGGUAGGUUGGAAACGUACAUAGUUCAUUGUGUGUUGAAGAAAUCCUCAGAUAAGCUGAAAAUAAUCGAAAGCCUGAUGCCAGGGGAAGGGAUGUCUAAGCAAGGGAUAUGCUACCAGCCUUUGACCCUGAAACUUGAGGAAGUCAAGAUCAAAGUUGUACCAUCGGAAUGGAAAACUGCAGAGGUUCUCUUGACAUCUACAAGGGUGAAAAACAUCAUAGGCUUCUUACUGGAGGUGCUUGGGGAGACUAUUGCGGAAAUUGAGAGCAACGGAUCUUACAACUACUUGGAUUAUACACUCAACUGUGAAAACUGGAGUAAUUUUGACAAAAUCAUGCUGAAAGAAGAAAACAUUCAGUAUAAUGAGAUAGUAAACGACUUAAAAGAAAAGAUACAAAAUUGCAAAUUCGAUUUUCAGAAGACCCAGAACUUUCUGCUGGAAAUGACCGGACCUUGUUUAGACAGAAAGUUGACCGACGUGUAUGUCCAGGAGGAAUCCGCAAAACUACACAACUUGGUAAAAGUGCAGACCCGUGUGGAGCAGAACUUUCUGCAAUUAAAAGAAAAAGAAAAUGAAGUCCAACAGUUAAUUGAAACACAAAACUCGGAUACCAUAAAGGAAAACAGGAUUAACGAAGAGCUUCAGUUUUAUCUGUCCACAGUUAUAAAUGAAUUGCAGGACAAAGUCAACUAUUGGACCCACCGCUACAACAAAGAAAUUGAAAAAUUAGAUGUUGACAUAUUGCACACAACGAGCAAAAUAGAGGAACUCAAGAAGAACAGAGAGGAGACACUCGAGGAAUUCAAUAUGAAGCAGGAGAAGAUGGCAAAGCUGCAGAAGGAGUCUGACGAACAAGAGAGACUCAUGAGGAGAAAACAGAUUACGUCUAGAGCAGCUGUCACCAUUCAGACAUGGUGGCGCAGGAUCCUGAUCAAGAGAGGAUUUAAGAAGAAAAGUGAAGCCAAACCGAUAAAGGGAAAAGGGAAGAAAAAGACCGGUAAAAAGAAUUAAACGACUUAAAAAGACACUUCUUUGAAGUUGUUAAUUUAAAGUGAUCUUUUCUUAACAAUAAAAAUGCACAAUAGCAAAUCAUCAUUUUCAUUCACCAAAUUCCAAAGUAACAAGUACAAAAAUUGUAUUUUUCACAUGUGCAGCAGCAGAAACAAUGAUUUUAUCACCGUAAAAUACUCAAAAAUAAAAAUUUGGAAGUAUAAUUAUGUUUGUCAUUACGCAUUUAAGGCUUA
Messenger RNA from Homalodisca vitripennis (glassy-winged sharpshooter), 1446 nucleotides. Its product is annotated as dynein regulatory complex protein 9-like. Gene Ontology annotation, biological process: cilium organization. Bases 137 to 1213 code for a protein of 358 amino acids. Lineage: Eukaryota; Metazoa; Arthropoda; Insecta; Hemiptera; Cicadellidae. The record is from RefSeq and is a predicted model, not a curated record. The transcript has a single exon. Gene Ontology annotation, molecular function: protein binding. Gene Ontology annotation, cellular component: motile cilium; cytoplasm.